Molecule: messenger RNA, 2419 nt
Organism: Alligator sinensis (Chinese alligator)
Lineage: Eukaryota; Metazoa; Chordata; Crocodylia; Alligatoridae
Gene: SARM1
Product: sterile alpha and TIR motif containing 1
Exons: 9
Coding region: 160-2316 (718 amino acids)
Biological process (GO): signal transduction; response to axon injury; negative regulation of MyD88-independent toll-like receptor signaling pathway
Cellular component (GO): dendrite
Molecular function (GO): protein binding; signaling adaptor activity; NAD+ nucleosidase activity
Source: RefSeq, a predicted model, not a curated record
CAUCCCUGCCUGCUCCCUCCCUCCCUCCUCCGCUGCAAGGGGCCAAGGGCCGGGACAAAGGCAGAGCAGCCCUGGCCAGCCUGUGCCCGUGCUCCCGGAAGGGGCCGUGCCCCGGCACAGGCCUGCCGGCGGGGCGGACCAGAGAUGCUGCUGUAGGGGAUGCCCAUGGUUCUCACCCUCCUCGUCUCUGCCUAUAAACUGUGCCGGUUCUUUGCCAUGUCCUCCUCGGAGCGGCUGUGCGUGCCUCAGGAUGCGAGCCCGGCAGGCUGGUGGGCCAGGCUGGGGGGCGCCCGGGAGGUGUCCCCCGGGGUGAGCACAGAUGUCCGGGCAGCUCUGGACCGCAUCCUGCCAGAGCUGCACUUGGCCAUCUCCUCCCUGAAGCAAGCAGCCGGCCCCGUGGAGCUGCGAGGGGCCAUCGCCACCAUCUUCCAGCUGGUGGAGGAGGCCUGGGUGAUACCCACGGUGGGCAGGGAUGUGGCCAAGGCGCUGUGCGACGUGAUCCGUCUGGAGGGGGGCCUGGACCUGCUGCUGAGCCUGCUCCACACAGCCGAGCUGGAGACCAAGUGCCACGCGGGGAAGCUCCUGGAGCAGAUCCUGGUGGCGGAGAACAGGGACCGGAUUGCCCGGAUUGGCCUGGGUGUGAUCCUGAACCUGGCCAAGGAGCGAGACAGCCCACAACUGGCCCGCAGCAUCUCGGGCAUCCUGGAGCACAUGUUCAAACACACCGAGGACACGUGCGGCCAGCUGAUCUCAGAUGGCGGCCUGGACGCCAUCCUGUACUGGUGCCGUGGGACUGAUUUGGUCGUGCUGCGCCACUGCGCCAUGGCCCUGGCCAACUGCGCCAUGUACGGCGGGCAGGCCAACCAGCGGCUCAUGGUGGAGAGGAAGGCGGCCGAGUGGCUCUUCCCACUGGCCUUCUCCAAGGCAGAUGAGCUGGUGCGCCUGCACGCCUGCCUGGCCAUCGCUGUGCUGGCCACCAACAAAGAGAUCGAGCGGGAGGUGGAGAGCUCGGGCACCCUGGCGCUGGUGGAGCCCUUCAUCGCCUCCCUGGACCCCGAGCAGUUUGCCCACAACCUGCUGGGCAGCAGCGACAACAGCCAGGGCCGUACGGCCAACGACCUGCAACGCCUGGUGCCGCUGCUGGACAGCUCGCGGCUGGAAGCCCAGUGCAUCGCCGCCUUCUACCUCUGCACCGAGGCCGCCAUCAAGACCCGGCAGAAGACGACCCAGAUUUUCAACGAGAUUGGGGCUACCCAGAGCCUGAAGCGGCUCGUGUGCUACUCAACUGGUGGCACUGUCUCGGCACUGGCCAAGAAGGCGCUGCGCACCAUGGGCGAGGAGGUGCCGCGCCGGAUCCUGCCCCUCGUCCCCAGCUGGAAGCCCCUCGAGGUGCAGACCUGGCUGCAGCAGAUCGGCUUCAACCAGUACUGCCAGCGCUUCCUGGAUCACCAGGUGGACGGGGACCUGCUGCUUAAGCUGACAGAGAUGGACCUGCAAGAGGACCUGGGGAUGGUUUCCAGCAUCACCCGCAAGAGGUUUUUCCGGGAGCUUGUGGAGCUGAAGACAUAUGCGAACUACUGCACCUGCGACCGCAGCAACCUGGCCGACUGGCUGGGCAAUGUGGACCCCAAGUUCCGCCAGUACACGUACAACCUGGUGACCUGCGGCAUCGACCGCAACUUCCUGCACCGCGUGACCGAGCAGCAGCUGCAGGAGGACUGCCACAUCGACCUGGGCUUCCACCGCGUCCGCAUCCUUUGUGCCGCCAGGGAAAUGCUUCACUCCCCCCUGCCCUGCAGUGGCUGCAAACCCACCUCCAAUGGGCCUGACGUCUUUAUCAGCUACCGGCGCAGCACAGGGUCGCAGCUAGCCAGCCUGCUGAAGGUCCACCUGCAGCUGCACGGCUUCAGUGCAUUCAUCGACGUGGAGAAGCUGGAGGCUGGGAAGUUCGAAGACAAGCUGAUCCAGAGCGUGAUGAGCGCCCGCAACUUUGUGCUGGUGCUCUCCCCGGGCUCGCUGGACAAGUGCAUGGCAGACCCCGAGUGCAAGGACUGGGUGCACAAGGAGAUCGUGACAGCGCUGAACUGUGGGAAGAACAUCGUCCCCGUGACCGACCACUUUGAGUGGCCUGACCCACAGACACUCCCUGAGGACAUGAGGGCUGUCCUCAAAUUCAAUGGCAUCAAGUGGUCCCACGAGUACCAGGACGCCACGAUCGAGAAGAUCAUCCGCUUCCUCCAGGGCCGCUCAUCCCAGGACUCCUCCGCCGGCUCCGAGAACAGCCUGGAGUGCGUGCCACCCCUGGCGCAGACCUAGCGCUGCCCGAGCCACCACCACCAGUUUCCUGGAGGAGCCCCGGCUGCGGGGCCAGAUCUUCCCUCUAGACCUCCUUUUCUCCAGCGCUGCACAGCGCGCCCCG